Messenger RNA from Papilio machaon (common yellow swallowtail), 3302 nucleotides. RefSeq lists its product as uncharacterized. Lineage: Eukaryota; Metazoa; Arthropoda; Insecta; Lepidoptera; Papilionidae. The coding region runs from base 617 to 3184 and encodes 855 amino acids. The transcript has 18 exons. The record is from RefSeq and is a predicted model, not a curated record.
CGCAGCGCACGCACCAUUUUAAUAGGAAUUAAAACGGCAGUCUCGUUUAGCAGUUAUUUGCGCAGGUGGUGCUCUUCUGCACUUCUCUCUUGUUAUGAUACGCAUGCGCGAUGAUGGAAUUUUAGUGAAAUAUACAUUGAAAGUUGUAAUGAUUUCAUUCAUAAUUUAAAAAAAAAAAUUAAAAAUUAUUGCGAACUUAUAAAACAACUUAAGCUUUUUUAAAGAAAAAAGUGUUUUAAGUGUAGACGCUAUGAACGUUUGUCUAAUAUGUGGGAAUAAAUGAAUAAAAAAUCGAUCUAAAACGACAUAAUAUCCUUCGCUUUCUUUUAACGAUAUCUUUUUGUUGUUAAUUUUGCAACAAGUGUAAGCAGCGUAACUGUUGGUGCGUUGGGAACUGGUUUUGUGGGGACCGUUUGGUUUUUUGUGCUGUAUUUAUAUAUUUGUUUAUGUGGUGUAGUUGAUUCUCAAGUGACUGUGCACGAUGAGUCUGUGAUGCUCUGGUGGUGUGCUGGAGUCUUCAAGUGACAACAUUUCAACUCAUGAUUGUGUGAGUGAGUGAGGAUCAUCCGGGGAGAGCGAAUGAUGAGCAGGUGGCACGGCUGCAGCCCCCGGCGACAUGGCCGCGCUCUCCUGCUACCAGCCUUGCCGCUCGCAUCUCGCGCAGCCCGCUAGGUGUCUCGACGAGGACGAUCAUAACUCGGCGUCUCUCUCGCUCCGUCGUCGUCAAUUCAUCGAGCGAUGCCAGGAGAGCCGGGGAGGUCGGCACCGCGACCACAUACCUGAGGUGUCGGUGAAAAGGACGCGGGAUGAGCUCACCAAGCAUGCAGCCGCCGCGCCUCUGACCAGGCGGCUCAACGUCGACUCCUCAUGGUCCAAGGUCGAAGAGGUCAGGAAGAAGUUUGAAGGAGCGACUGAUACAUCGUACUCUAGGUCGUUUGAAUCGCCGCCAAGACGUCGUCUAGCGGACUCCCUAUUCGCGAGUUUCAAGUUACCACGUAAGAAGGAAAGCAUGGCUGCGCCACGGUCGCUGGCGCCUCAGCCGCAGCAGAAGCGCAAAUCGGCGGUGGAACUACUCGCCGAGACGAAGGCGUUCUACGUCAAGUCGGAGACCGUGCUCGAUAGGAAACAGGAGUUGCCUUUGAGGGUGAGCAGCGGUCUCAGUCAGGCGAUAGCGGCGGGCGGAUGUCAUCUAGUCAGCUCUGGUACUCCCAACACUGACGCCUGCUGCAACCCAUACGGCACCACAAGAAGUGUGGGGGGCGCUAGACGCGCGGUGAGCGCAGGCGAGGGUUUGCAGAACACUCUGAGAAGACUUCUGGAACAUUCCGACAGCAGAGAGAAUGUGUAUACACCUGGAUAUGCUAUUUCGCACAAAAUAUACCCGGACAGUCGUCGUAAGGAAUCGUAUCAAGAACGCGAGGGCCGGUCGCAGCACACGUCCGGAACGUUCUCCGGUACUUCGUCGUCCGGCACGUCCGGAUCUAAACCGCACCGACUGGAACCGGACAGAGAGAGGCUGAGCUUUGGUGAUGCUAGAGUUUUCUUUCCGGAAUCAUUCGUAAUACCAAGACAAAGGCCAAGUGAAGUUAUCAUAAAGAAUACUUAUUCUAUACCGAGCCCUCAGUCUAGCGGCGGGCAGCUGGGGCAGCUGGGGCAGCUGGGUCAGAUGGAGCUGCCGGAGCCGGUGGCGAGCGGGCAGGGCUCACCCGCGGACCCUGGCGCCAUCAGCCCCCCUGCACAGUACGCACACUCCGCACCAAGAUACCUCAGAUCAAAUUCUCACUCUCAGCCGAGUAUGCGAGAAGAGGAGAGCUGUACCAAUAUCAACAGCCAUAAGUCACUGCCAGAUCUACAUGCGCAGGCGCACACAUACCCCGAGCCUACGACUGUGGGUGGUACGGACACGUUGGGCCGCUCGCCGCGCAGACGUCGCCACUCGGCACAUCACCGCACCGCCUCCUGCUCAUCUAAAGGCACCAGUUGUUAUAGAUCUAACCAUUCAUCGAUGAUAUCAUCGUGUGAAGCGUUUUCUGAGCAUCCCUCGCCCGGUGAAGAGAACUACCAGUCUUAUAAUAGUCGUUGUGGGUCAUCAUUCGCGCGUGACUCUGGUGGCUCGAGCGGGCACUACACACAGCGCAGUGCACCGCCGCAUGCGCGUGCGCCACGCGCUGACUCCGGAUCAUCAACACAACAUGAACAUGCCAGUCGGUACGGUGCGCGCGUUCGCGAGCCGGCGGAGUGCUACGUGUCGGCGCCGCCUCAGUUCCAGGACGGCGCGCCUUCGCCCCCGCCCCCGCCCCCGCAGCACGCCGCCCCGCCCCAUGCCCCGCCCCAUGCCCCGCCCCACGCCCCGGCACACUACGCCCCACAUCCCCGUGUCGGUAUACAUUUCCAGGCGAGUGCCCCGCCCCCCCAGUUCCAGGACGAGCCUCCUGUGUAUGACUACGGCGACUACGAGUGUACAUACAAGGCGCCUCUCAAGUGCCUCAAUGUUGGCCGCCAUGAAUACACCGCCCGGGACUACAACAGGUACCACGAACCGAGCACGGAGCUGGUCAGCAAGCAGCCGCAGUACCAAGAUCCUCGUCGGACGAGACACGACGAUACUCAGGAUUACGUCAACGCACCUCAGAUAUGUGGUGGUGAGGAGGUGACUUCUCCGCUGGGGACUUUCAAGCGGCAGCGCUGUCUGCGCUACAAGCAGCGUCGUCCGCGUCCCAUACUGCGCUCCAAGUCUGAUAUAUCUGACAGAUAUCGUCGCGCGGACGGUCGCAGCGCUUCCUCUGCGCCGUGCGAGGGCGAGCGGGAGACGCGGGGCGGGGCGGGAAGUGGGGCGGGGGCAGGAGGUGGGGCGGGGGCCGGGGCCGAUGAGGGCGGAGACUCCGACAGCCGGUCCGAAGGUAGCGCGAGAUUGAGGCAUUUCUUCGAGCGGCUAGGUCUGGAAGCGAGACAAUACGAUGCGUUGUUGAGAGGCGCACCUCCAGACAGUCCCGUCUUCUUCUCCUCCGCUUCAACGGUGGACUCCAACCAGCUCGCCAACGCUGCUGAUUAUACGGUCCAAGGUCCAGGAGUUCAGAAACAGAUCUAUCGAAACACGGAACCUCCCAGCGUUGUGGAACGGAACGCUCGCAUUAUAAAAUGGCUGUGUCAAUGUCGCAAGACUCAAAUGCAACCUCCGCAGUGAAGAACGGAUUAUAUUUAAUAAUAACUUGAAAUAUGGCAACCCUGACGUGUUCGUACUAACGAAAUUUGAUAUAAAACAUGCUGUGGUGGCAAUGUUCUGAUAUUAAAUUUUAAAAAAG